AGAGGCUGGCUUAUUAUCUCAUGCAAGACCCCGGACAGUUGGAUAGGUCCUCCCACCGGUGUCUGCCUAUUUAUACGGUUAGAAACGCUGCCGUGGGUCGUGAUAACAGGAAGCGACUGGGACACAGAGAGACACAUCACAACGCGUGCCGGCUCUGGCCCAGGCUGCAGCCAUGCCUCUUCUGGAAGAGACCACUCUGCCACAAGAGCACCCACCCACUAUUCCUGUGGUUAUCAUAGGCAAUGGUCCAUCAGGUAUUUGUCUCUCCUACCUGCUGAGCGGACACAAGCCCUACCUAGACGCGGCAACUGUCCACCCAAACCCGAUACUCUACAGGAAACUGCAGGAGACCAAGCACCUACCCAUUACUGAACAGGAUCUGGAAUAUUUGAGUGAAGGUCUUGAGGGGAGGUCAAGGAACCCUGUGGCUGUGCUUUUUGACACAUUACUGCACCCCAAUGCUGACUUUGGCUAUGAGUUCCCCCCUGUCCUCCAGUGGAGGAGGGACAAGCAACAACACAUCCCACAUCUGGUGCUGGGGAAGGCAACACCUGGAGGUGCUUGGCAUGCAAUGGAGGGCUCCAUGCUGACUAUUAGUCUUGGCAUCUGGAUGGAACUUCCUGGUGUUAACUACAGAGACUUAAUCAAUGGGAAACGCAGGGAUAUGACCAGUGAUAGAGCCACCCCAGAGGAGAUCUCAUCCUAUUACCGUAAUUAUGUGAAGCUAAAGGGUCUCCAAAAAAAUUUUGUUGACAAUACUUACGUGACCUCUGUCCAAAAACUCUGCCGGGGGCUCAAGGGGGAAGGUCUGGAAAAUGGGCACACUGAUCAAGGAGAUGGAGGGGUGGGAGAUGGUGGGAAUGAAGGCUUUCAGGGAAAUGGAGUUGAAUGUCUAAACAAUGGAGGAGGAGGAGGGGCUCUCUGGGAAGUAAGGGGAUACCAGCAGGUGCAGAAUGACACUCAUGUCCCUUUCUCUUUGUUUGCUGAGAAUGUAGUUCUGGCCACCGGUGCGUCUGAUUCACCAGUUCGAUUAGGUGUAGAGGGGGAGAACCUACCUUUUGUAUUCCACAGCAUCUCAGACCUAGGUUUGGCUAUAAGCCAGAGAAAACUGGAUAUGAACUCUGAUCCAGUUUUAAUCGUAGGUGCCGGUUUGAGCGCUGCAGAUGCAGUUCUGUGUGCUUUUAACAGCAACAUUAGAGUGCUGCAUGUUUUUCGUAAGAGCGUAGACAACCCAGACCUCAUCUUCAAACAGCUGCCCAAGACCCUGUAUCCAGAGUACCACAAAGUUUACAACAUGAUGUGUUCUCAGACCAACACAAAUGUGGCUCCCUCCUCUGCUUCAAACAGACCCCAGACAGUUAGUAUUGCCUCUUCAGUAUGUGCCAAGAUGUGCCCAAAUCCCCAGCUUGCCACAGGUAGCAUGGCUGGCAAUGCCAGUGUCAGCCUGUUUCCGGACUACACCAGUUUCCCUGAACACUGUGUGGUGUCCUUCCAGUCUGACAUGAAGUGUUUACUGCAGGGGAACAGCUCCCUCAAGGCUUUCAAGAUCUCUAUGGCCUUAGUACUGAUCGGAACCAAUCCAAACUUGUUUUUCUUGAAGGGGCAGGGCCAGUACCUGGGUCAGGAUCCAACAAAACCUGUCUCCUGCAAGCAGAACCCCAUUGACAUCCACCCCUACACUUUUGAGUGUACCAAGGAACCAGGUCUGUUUGCCAUGGGCCCGCUAGUGGGAGACAACUUUGUUCGCUUUCUGAAGGGUGGAGCCUUAGGCAUCGCCUCCUGUCUGCUGAAGAGACUCAAGAAGAAAGGGAAGCUUAUCAGCACUGGAGGGAAUCACUUCAUUUAAAAACAUAAUGGAGAAAAGAGCAUUACACGUUGGUCGUAGCGCAUAGAUUUCAAGCGUUCUUACCAACCGAUGUAAGUGGUGAAGGGAAAAACAAGUUUUUAAUGUUUUAAUCAUUAAUACAGUGUUUUCUCAUCAAAGCGAAGACAUUUUUACAACUUUCUGAGACCAAAAAGACAACGGAUGUACACUAACUAGUUUCUAAAGAAACAAAAGACAGCUUUCAAGAGUCUUGUCUGACUUCAUAAGAAGUCUCCAGAAGUCCAGAAGAUGCCAUGUGCCAAUGUUUUCCAGUCAAUGUGUAACCUCACAACUGAAUGGGACCUUACUUUCAUCAGGGUUAUUUAUUCGUUCACCAUGUGUCUUUCAAUCCAUUUACUAACAUUUAUUGGCUGUUCUAACACAAUUCAAGUCUUAUUUUAGCCAAGAUUUUAGGAGAGGGAAAGGUUGGGAAUGUAGAAGCCACAACACUUAUGCUCCAUGAAUUUUAUAGCUAUGGUUGUGGAAGAGAUGGGCCCUCUGGUCCCAUUUGCGAUGGUGCAAUCGUCUGAACUCUGAUUGAUACAACCUUGAGUUGCGAGUGUUUGAACGCAAAAGAUUUAUUUCAGGAAGUGUGACCCAAUAAGUUCUUGACUAAGCAAUCUUAAUGUUCCUGAUUAUUCCUGAUUUUACUUCAGGAGGAUUCUUUGUUUAGCUGCUAUCGUAGGUAGUUUUGAGCCAUAUACCUAAAAAAGUUAGAGUCUCACAAAUCUUACCUGUUGCUUUGGUUGUAGUGCUACUGAAAGGCUUUCUAUGCAAAUAAUUCCACUUGGAGAUCUGAAUGUAUUCUUGGGCAACCAUUACUAAUUUUACUAUCUAGAUUCAAGUUUCCUGGCACUCCGGUGUUUGACAUUUUUCUUCUUUUUUAUUUAUUUCCACACCGCAUAAACAAACUCAGAUGAGAACAGUGAAAAUUUUGUCAAUUUUUACUAACAUUCAGAACGACAGCAAACGUAACAGCCCAAGAGACUACAAAAUCCACAUAUCUUUGCCAAUUUCAGUGCUUUCUUACUGUUUACUUGCUGGAUUUGUUUUCACAGAAAUAUUGUGAAUGCUUCUGCCAUUUGGCAGCAAAUUUUCAUUUCUGAGACAUGGAAACUUCUCACCAAAUUACUAAGAUGAUUAGACAGUAAUUUUAACAAAAUAAAGAUGGGCUCUUUAGCGGUAAAAUGUUAUUUGUACAAAAUGGAAUCAAACAAGAAUUGGUGUUUAACUUUAAUAACUGCUAAUUAUAUCAUGACUAGAAUAUAGCAAAACAACUCCUUCCUUCAUAACUCCUUCAUUUAAAUGAGUACAAGUACAAUGAAGUACAAAGUUUUCUUGUCAUUUUGGCCAAGGUCACCUUUAUAGCCUAUAUAGAUACUCAUGGAAAGAAAGGGUGUUAAGAAAGGCAAAAUGGAAGAACACACUAGCAUAAUAUCCAUUUUUACAAUACCAUUCCAAAUAAUUUAUUUUUAUAUUUUUUUACCAAAUCAAUCUUAGCAUCUUCUUUGCAUUUUUAUAAUUAUGCCAUUUUUUAACAUGCUGUGGCUAUGUCUGUGAAGACUAACAUCUGAACUCCCUCUUGGAACUAUUAAAUCAGCCAGUUUGGGCAAUUGGUCAAUUACUUAUUGUCUGUAACUGCAGUCAUAUUAUAGGUUUCUUUUGAUACUGCAAAAUAAAGCAAAUACCUUAAUUUACUCAACACUGCACCGCAACUACCAAGUCAGAUAUCUCUUUUUUGUUUGGUUUUUCAUAUUGGCCAACUGUACGCAUGCAUAUACAAAGUUCUUCUUCCAUUUUCUACUACACCUUCCCAGUUAACAGCCAAUAUCGCUACAAGUGCCAAAUGACAGUUAAGACAAGAUAUGAGCAUUGACAUUAGCAAUCUAUUCUUCAUUACCACAAAAUUUUCCUUCCUUUCAGUAAUUUAAACACCGUCUAUGAAAAGUGUUGUGAUAACAUAUCACAUAAUUCUUUUGUGAGCCGUUUGCGCACAGCUCAUGGUUUGUUUAUUCUGAUGUAAAACUCCGAUCCCUACGUUGGGAUCUCUUUUUUUUCUGCCCCCUUCAAUACAGUAUGGUAGUCGGAGUCAGUAUUGAGGGGGGUGCAUUGCUGAAUAACAUGUUAUUGUACUCACAUUACUUUUUCCACUAACAAGUAGUUUAAGACAUUGCUGUAUACGUUUUGGUAAUCAUAUAACAGUUAACUAGUGAAAUUGGUGUUACCUGUGUUAAAUACUGAAUUUCAGCAGUUUUGUUCCUUUUCUCUUUGACUUAUUUUGAUAUAAACAUUAAAUAUAUGCAUGCAGGCAUGAACCAUUGCCUAGCAUUAGCUGCUGUGAGCAGAGGACAGAAAAGUGCUAUGAUGGCUGACAUGGGAAGAGUUUUAAGCCAGCCAGAAGAAACUGGGUGACUCAAAAGCAGAGAUAACUUAUUAUUUUCUGAACUUGCUUAA
This is a messenger RNA of Scatophagus argus, 4318 nucleotides long. RefSeq names its product oxidative stress induced growth inhibitor family member 2 (gene osgin2). The transcript has 6 exons. NCBI's taxonomy places the organism in Eukaryota, Metazoa, Chordata, Actinopteri, Scatophagidae. The record is from RefSeq and is a predicted model, not a curated record. The coding region runs from base 173 to 1846 and encodes 557 amino acids.